AUGGAUCAAUAAAAAAAGAAGUGGCAUGCCGAUGAAACUAAGAUAAAUGUUAAUAUAUUAUAAGGAAAGCCAGUAUUAUAUUUAUAUCUUGUUUACAUAUAUAAUUUGAAAAUGCUAAAGUAUGUAGUUCUGCUGAGUAUUAGAAAGGAAUCUAUAGAUAUGAUUAAGAUUCAACUUUAUGUAUAACAACAGAAAAAAUGGGUAUGGAGUUACAAAAAUAGGAUUAAAUAGUUACAUGAUAGCUUUAGGAUUUUGUUUUGAAUAAGUUAUUAUAUUAUUAGUUAUAUACCCAUUAAAAUAUAGGAUUUUAAACAAUACUUCGAUGAAAUACUGUCUCAGUGUUUGAAUGAUGUUACUGUAUAAUUGGCAAGUGAUAGUAAUUCACCAUCCAACAGAUAUGUUUGA
Messenger RNA from Paramecium sonneborni, 405 nucleotides. NCBI's taxonomy places the organism in Eukaryota, Ciliophora, Oligohymenophorea, Peniculida, Parameciidae. The record is from the annotation of a GenBank genome assembly.